UAAAACGCAAGAAUAUUUGACUAUUUUUAUUUUUUAUGUAUACUUAAUAAAUAUGCGUAGGCCAUAGACUUUUUUUAGUAUUUUAAAAAUGUACAGAUUGUUCAAAUUUAGAUCUCAAAUAAGUAACGGAUGUCCUCAAGUAAUUUUAAUUGAUAAGUCUCUUUUGUCGAAAAUUACAAAUCGUUCUAAUUGUUUGUGUAAUAUUCAAUUAUAUUUUCGAUUUCGUUCUACAAAUCCAGAGAAUUUACAAAUUAACAAUUUGACAAAAAUUAAACAAUUUAAAAAAAAACUGAAAAAAUUUACAGAAGUAGUACAAGUUAGUAAUGGUGUUACCAGUGAAUCAAAAAUUAAAAUAAAACACCUAAAACCAAAUCAAGUUCAUAACAUGGUUGCCAAUAAAAAACCGUUGGUUAUGUUUCCUAAAAGUGGUGAAAAUUCUAAUAAGUGUGUUAAAACAAUUUCAAAACCAAAUAACAAUUUCAAUAAAUCAAUAUCAAAAGAAGAACUGUUGGAAGAUAUUGACGAACUACAUGAUGAGCAUCAACAUUUGCUAAAUGAUUCUGAAUUAUUAAAAACCCUUGCUUUAACAGAAAAUGAUAUUGAACAAAACUUUAAUUUUAAAUCUACAAAAAAAGACGAUAGUUUAGAAGGGAGUUCAUAUGAUGUAAAUAAUUUGAAUCAUUCUAAUGGUAAAUUGACCAAAAAGAAACGUGAUAAAAUUAUGAUUGCAAAAAAUAAAGCAGAAACAAAAGAGAUUGUAAAACAAUUAAGUAUUAAAGGACGUGAAAAAAGUCUCAAUCAAACAUUGCUUGCCUAUAUAGAUUUAUGUGUAUGUUGUGGAUUUCUAAAUAGAGGUUUUGCAGCUUUAUGUCAUUAUUGUAAUAAAAGUACAUCACAUAAAGAGUCAUUAAAAAUAGUAGAUAUUCGCAUUUUCAAUUGUUUAUUGCAUGGGUUUGCAAAUAAAGGAAAUUAUGAAAAAAUUAAAGAAAUCUAUAAAUUAAUAGAGGUAUCAGAAAUAAAGCCUAAUAUUAAAACAUAUGCAGCUGCUUUUGAAUGUUUAGCCAAUGUUAAAAGUCCAAAUGUAAAGCAGUUACAAGAAUUAUCCCAACAGUAUUUAUCUAAUGGUUAUUCAUUUAAUGACUUAUUUGAUAAAAGCAUCUAUGUUGGGAAGCAAAGAGAGCACGUUUUGAAAGCUAUACAAUUGCUUGAACCAUCAUUCGAACCACAUAUCAGUAUGGAUAACAUUCAUUAUGAGUGUUCCCUUCUUAAACACUUAAAUAAUAAAAAUUCUUCAUUUAAAUGUCCCGCUAAAGGACUUUUUAAUGAAAAAGAUUUGAUUGAAUUAGGCCAAAAACAACUAAAAAUGGAAAUGGCAUCUUUAGUAAGCGUUAAAUCUGUACAAAAUUAUUCUACGCCAUCAGACACAGUUUUGAAUAAGAGAAAAAAAUUAAACUGUUUGCAAGAUAAAUGGAGAGAAAUGAUAAGAAAUGCCAUUAUAAGAGAGCUGGAAAGUAUACGUGCUCAACACAAUUGUUUAAAAACGUAUAGAAAUGUAAAUAUUUAUCCUUAUUUAAGAGUUUUAAGUACAGAACAAUAUGUUAACAUCAUUAUCCACGAAGUUCGCCAAUUGGCUUUAGGAUCAGAAACUUUUAGCCCCACAGUUAACAUGUUGCACCGUCAGUUAGCAAAUCAAGUUAGGUUGAGAUAUCAAAUUGAGUAUAAGAAGAAUACAAAAAUUUUAGAAAAAAUUAAAACAGUUUAUAGUGAUUAUUGCUCAUGGUAUAUUAAUAGCAACAAUGAUAGUCAAAAUACAAGACAACAAUGGCAAAAGUUAAUACACAAAUACAAAUCUGUAGGUGCCGAUAUAGAAUUGGAUGAUAAAGUAUGGCCUUCCACUGUACUUAGUAGUGUUGGGAGGUUUUUAUACAAUAUUAUUAUCAAAGAUAUCAAAAUUGAUGUCAAUAUAUUGAAAGAUAAUAAAGCUGAAGAACAUUUGUUGCCAGCAUUUUAUACAGUUUUUCGUGGACAAGGUCAUCAAAUCAAGCAAGAAAUAAAACCUCACCCUAUAUUGUCUAAACUUUAUCAAGCUUCAGAGCCUGAUGAUUUAGUUUUUGAUGUCACUAUGAUUCCUAUGUUGAGCCCUCCAGUUCCUUGGUCGUCUGUGUAUUCUGGAGGUUAUAUUGCAGCUAAAGCAGAUUUAAUUAGAUUACCACAACAAGCUAUUUUGCAAUGGCAUAGACUGGAACAAACACCAAAACAAGAACUUUACCCAGCGUUGGAUGCCCUUAAUCAACUGGCUUCUAUACCAUGGACUAUAAAUAAACCAGUUUUAGAUGUUGUCAUUCAUGUUUUUCGUUCGGGUGGUUCUUCAAAGUUGAGUAUUCCUAUGCCAUCAUCUGCUUGUCCAUCACCUCAACCCAUAUCAUCAUCAAUGAGCAAAGAAGAACGGUCCAUUAUACACAGAGAACGCAACCUGUUAAAAAGGCAGAAGGCUGAAAUGUAUAGCUUAUGGUGUGAUGCAUUAUAUCGACUAUCAUUAGCUAAUCAUUUUUGUGGUAAAGUUUUCUGGCUUCCUCACAAUAUGGAUUUUCGUGGCCGAGUUUACCCAUGUCCUCCUCAUUUGAAUCAUCUUGGUUCUGAUAUGGCAAGAUCAUUGUUAUGUUUUGCCAAAGGUGAACCAUUGGGUACAAAUGGACUAGACUGGCUGAAAAUUCACUGUGUAAAUUUGACCGGUCUGAAAAAGAGAAAUUCUGUUAAAGAACGCCUUGAGUAUGCGGAAGAAAUACUUCCAGAUAUGUUGGAUUCGGCAAAAGAUCCAUUAGGAGGAAAACAGUGGUGGGCAGAAUCAGAAACUCCAUGGCAAACUCUAGCAUGUUGUAUAGAAAUAUAUCACGCAUUACAAUCGAAAGACCCAACAAAAUUUAUUUCUCACUUUCCUGUACACCAAGAUGGUUCAUGUAACGGCUUACAGCAUUAUGCAGCUUUGGGUAAAGAUCACGCCGGUGCUGUGAGUGUUAAUUUAACUCCUGCUGAAAUUCCACAAGACGUUUAUAGCUGUGUUGCUGCAUUGGUUGAACGAGAACGGUCAAAUGAUGCUGAUAAUGGUCAUGAUAUUGCGAAAUGUUUAGAUGGAUUUGUUAGACGCAAAGUGAUUAAACAAACUGUAAUGACAACUGUGUAUGGUGUUACAAGAUUUGGUGCUCGAUUGCAAAUAGCAAAACAAUUAAAAGAUAUCGAAUCAUUUCCUAAAGAUAAAAUUUGGUCAGCAUCUACUUACUUGGUUACAAAAACAUUUGAAAGUUUAAGGGAAAUGUUUACUUCUACAAAAGAAAUUCAAGACUGGUUUACAGAAUGUGCUCGUAUGAUAUCUCAGUCGUGUGGUCGAAGCGUAGAAUGGGUGACACCAUUAGGACUGCCUGUAGUUCAACCUUAUAAUCGUAAAUUUAAAAACUUUGAUUAUUCAACGAAAACUGGGUUUAAAAUGGGAGAAUAUUUUAUAACAGAUAUGUAUGAUCGACCUAAUGUAAUGAAACAGAAAAAUGCGUUUCCUCCAAACUUCAUUCAUUCUUUGGACUCUAGUCAUAUGAUGUUAACAUCACUUCAUUGUGAACGGGCUGGUAUUACUUUUGUAUCGGUGCAUGAUUGUUUUUGGACUCACCCAAACUCUGUAGAUGUUAUGGGAAAAAUAUGUCGAGAACAAUUUGUAACAUUACAUAAUGAACCUAUUCUGGAAAAUUUAUCAAAAUACAUGAUUGAAAAAUAUGAACUUCCUAACUCUAAUCAAAAUAAUGGCUCUGAAGAAUUGUUGAAUGUAUUUAAACGGUUACCAAAAAAAGGAGAUUUUAAUUUAGAAAGUGUAUUAGAAUCUACAUAUUUUUUCAGUUGAAAAUAUUUUGUUCUUUUUCUUAAGAUAUUUUGUUAUUGUUUUAAUAGUCUGAAAAAUAUACUUGUGCUUACUUUUUAUA
Adelges cooleyi (spruce gall adelgid) is the source of this 3965-nucleotide messenger RNA. It is a transcript of the gene mtRNApol, whose product is annotated as DNA-directed RNA polymerase, mitochondrial. The record is from RefSeq and is a predicted model, not a curated record. The coding region runs from base 89 to 3886 and encodes 1265 amino acids. Gene Ontology annotation, molecular function: DNA-directed RNA polymerase activity; protein binding; mitochondrial promoter sequence-specific DNA binding. Gene Ontology annotation, cellular component: mitochondrial DNA-directed RNA polymerase complex. The transcript is spliced from 23 exons. NCBI's taxonomy places the organism in Eukaryota, Metazoa, Arthropoda, Insecta, Hemiptera, Adelgidae. Gene Ontology annotation, biological process: mitochondrial transcription.